AUGAUGGAUGAGUGGGUACGGAUGUCUCGUGGCUGUUGUCGGGGUCUUUUCUUUCUUUUAUGGAUUGUGUUUUCCCGAUAUCCUCUAUUCAGGAUUAAGGACUGUGGUAGUCCAAAUUAUCUCUCUGUAGCAACGAAGCCCCAUCAAACACAUGGCUACAACCACGCAAACAAAUUUCGCAUUUGUAUCAACGGUUACGAACUGGAUACAUCGAAAGCUAUUGAAAAAGUAUAUAAGUUUGAGCUGAAAAUCUAUGGUAUAAAAAGUGAUGGAAAAGAAAAAGAACUUUAUCGCGGUCCAAAAAAUGAUGUGGCUAUUACUCUUCGGCGUAGAGUUCUUUGGUUUAUUUAUCAGCAGAUGCUGAAAAACUAUGAAGGCUUUUUUGGUAGUGAUUUAAAAAAGUAUUUUUAUGAUUGUGGAAUCAAUUUCUAUUCUGUAAAUAAACUCUUUGAUCGUUCCGAGGGUGAAAAAGAAUUCAAGAUCAGUGUCGAAAUGCUAUCCCCGGAAACAAGAGAUUACUUGAGUAAGCGGAUUACUGGUUUGGUUGCUCGACUGUUGCCAUGUGAAGAAAUCAGCUUGCAUAAGAUUACAGCUGUUGCUGCGGAUUUGUAUGCUCGAGAGCGGUCUCUUCAACAAUUUUUGGAAAUAGUUACUUCACAAAUGAUGUUUCAUGAACAGAGUCAUUUAAUUUUCCGCAAUAAGGCAUAUGAUCGCCCUAGUGAUCAUGAUAUUGGAAUCGAUGGUGGCAAAGUUUUGACUGCAGGUAUGGAGAAGAACGUGCGCUUUGUUGGUAAUUCGUGGGAGCAAAUGGCGUCUAUCGUUCAAAUUGACGCAAAAAAAGCAGCGUUUUUCAAACAGCAACCGUUGGUGGAACUUGUCAGUACAUUAUGCAACCGAGCACAUCCGAAAAUGCUUAUGGAAGAUACUAGAUUAAGGACCCGAGUUGCGCGGCAACUGAAGGAUCUUGUCGUGCGCACAACGCAUUUAGAAACUCAACGAUUUUUUUCUAUUUUUGGAAUGACAACUGCAACUGCGGACAAAUUAGUGAUUCUAAUCAACAAUCAGGAUACAACUGUAGCCGACUAUAUGUUGUAUAAGUACCAACAGAGAUUACGCUAUCCGGGUUUGCCGUGUAUAAUUGAGCGACGUGUCGGUGGCAAAGACAAACGUCCGCGCAACAGUUUUCAUCCGAUGGAGUUCCUCGAAGUUGUUGGAGGACAGCGCGUUGAUGCUAAAAAACAGACGCCAGAAUUAGUGGAAGGUAAUCUUUGUAACGUUUACGAGCUAGUUGAUGACCUUAUCCAAAAUUGUCGCCUUUUACCCAGGAACUUGAAAAGUGAAAAUGAACGUCAACGUUGUCGAGCGCAAAUUGUUGAUGAAAAUCCAUAUCUCCGUAGCCUUGGUAUUCACAUUAUUAAUACUCCGUGUGCAGGAGAAGCUACUGUACAGUUCCCUCCAGCAAUUGUUUAUAGAAAUGACAAAGUUGAACCAAGUCCAAAUGGGGAUCUUAAUUGGCGUCUUUCGGUCCCUCGUGGCAUGCAGAACAAAAUUUUUUUCAAACCUGCCAAAGCACCUCGUCGUUGGGUUGUUUUUAUGUUUAACAAUGCUGUAAACCAACUAUCUGCAGAUCGCUUUAUUGCUGCAUUUGUUAAUCGCUCCCGUGACCAUGGUAUACAAAUGCCCAAGCCAGCACGUUCAGAAGAGUAUAACCGCACUGACUUAAAUUUCCUCAUUGAGAGAAUUGAAUUCAUGCAUAAAAACGGAGUAGAAUACAUUCUGUUCAUUACACGAGACAAAUGUGAUACUGUGCAUGAUAGAAUGAAGCUGACCGAAAUCAAAUGCAGUAUUGUCACGCAGCAUGUUAGUUCUAGCACUCUAUUCAAAGCAAUCAGCAACCGUGGCGCUGAAAUGACGCUAGACAACUUGAUCAUGAAAAUGAACUUGAAGCUUGGUGGUAUAACUCAUGCUCUCACCUCAUCUGCUGCUUUCUUGAGCAAAAAUCGUCUUACCAACAACAUCAUGGACAAAGAGUGGCUGCGACAUAGUAGAAUGUUUUUCGGCCUCGAUAUGUCACAUGCAAGGCCACAGUCACUGUAUGAGCGACAAGCUCAUAUCCCACCUAGCGAACCAACUGUCGUUGCUAUGACAUAUUCAUGUGGCGAACCAUUUGCAAUGCAAGGCGAGUACUGGAUGCAAGAACCACGCCUUUAUAUUGCCAAGUUCUUGAAAGAGCGUGUCGAGAAGGCAGUUAGAUUGUUUAGGGAUACAUCGAAAGAGAAACGCUUACCGGAACAUGUUCUUGUGUUUCGUAGUGGUGUUUCGGAAGGAGAAUACGCGAAGAUUAUAAAUGAAGAGGGGAAACAGUUUCGUGAAGCUUUUGUCGCAGCAGAUGAUGGUCGUGCGGAACGCGUUCGUCUCACAAUUGUUGUCAUGCAAACUCAUUCAAAUUAUCGCAUUUAUCCAGAACACAUUCAACAGGGAAGUGCCUCACAGCAAAAUGUCCCACCCGGCACGAUUAUAGAUGCUGAUAUUGUCCAUCCAACUCAAACAGAAUUCAUUUUUAUUGCUCACAAGUCUGCCAUGGGUACUGCACGUCCUGUACGCGCCACGGUUCUGGUUGAUGACGAACCUCGUAUGUCAAUGGAUGAAUUAGAGGGUAUUACAAAUGCUCUCUGCUAUGCUCAUGGCAUUGUCACUUCACCGAUAUCUCUGCCGGCGCAUCUUUAUGCUGCUGCUGAUCUUGCUAAAAGAGGACGCAAUAAUUUCAAGACUGAGCAAAAUUUUGCCGAUGAUAAUGGUUCAACAUCGAGCGGUAGUGAUGACGGAAGAGUUCAUUUUAUGAAUGAUGGUUCGGAGAAUUACUUCCCAAAGAUGUCUGCAGAGCUUGCUAAUAAACUGAAAUACAAAUUUUGGGCCUGA
Messenger RNA from Acanthocheilonema viteae, 2919 nucleotides. The record is from the annotation of a GenBank genome assembly. Lineage: Eukaryota; Metazoa; Nematoda; Chromadorea; Rhabditida; Onchocercidae.